Molecule: messenger RNA, 432 nt
Organism: Salvia hispanica
Lineage: Eukaryota; Viridiplantae; Streptophyta; Magnoliopsida; Lamiales; Lamiaceae
Source: RefSeq, a predicted model, not a curated record
AUGAAAGUCUAUGCCGAGGUUUCCCUUAAUGGAGAGCCAAACACAAGCAUGCGAACCACCGUGGACACAGCCGGGGAGAGAAACCCUAGAUGGGACUUCCCUCUCAAUUACACAAUCAACAAGGCCUCUCUCCGCAACCCGGGGCUGGAGGUGGUGGUGAAGCUCUAUUGUCAGAGAAUACUGGGAGACAAGUUCAUCGGUGAAGUCAAGAUACCGGUUAAGGGUCUCUUCGACUCCGGGCCAAAGGCUAAAAAUGAGCUGAGCUUUAAUGUGGCCGGGGCUGGGGAUGGGAGGCUCAACAUUUUGUAUAGUUUUGGGAAGACGUUUACGGAGCAGGAGACCUCGGCUUGGAAGAAGGCGCUCAAGGUCGGAUUCGUGGUGAUUGCACAGGGGACGUGGUUUGUGUUGACAGGGCGCAACUUAGAUAUGUGA